ACUGAGGUCACUUGCCCACUGGGCAAUCCGCUGGGCUACACUGGCACCUCUUUGCAGCAGUACACCUUCCAAGUGAACACGGCCGGUGUCUUUCGCGUCUUCACCGAGCCAAUGUCGAACGACGCACCACAAUCGGACGCCCCGGCGGACGCCAUGGCACCGCCUGAGAAGACUCCCAGUCCAAAUCCUUCUGAAGCGCCCUAUUCAACCGAGCUGCCUUCGUCCUCCACUCGAUUCGCCUCCUUCCAUCGCCGAAGUGUGACGAACCAGCUGCCCGGCGAGCAGACCUACGGUCGACCAAGCGCCGAACGGGUGCUCAACCUGUCCGGCCGGUAUGCGUCUUCUGAAGCUGGGACUCGUGCAUCCGGCCUCGCUGGGGCGGGUUUCAACACAAAAUCGCAGAAUAGACAACCACACACGUACGCCUGGCCAUCACCUUCGCCAACAGACGUGUCACCUGCGAUGCCGAUUGGGCUGGGCCAACAGCCCGACUGGUUGAUGGUGUUGGCGGAGGUGUUGAGCGGCAAUCCGGACGCAAAUGAGGCCAACAACGCGGCCAAC
This is a messenger RNA of Protopolystoma xenopodis, 561 nucleotides long. NCBI's taxonomy places the organism in Eukaryota, Metazoa, Platyhelminthes, Monogenea, Polystomatidea, Polystomatidae. The record is from the annotation of a GenBank genome assembly.